This is a messenger RNA of Caenorhabditis elegans, 1738 nucleotides long. RefSeq names its product BTB domain-containing protein (gene bath-44). Bases 4 to 1197 code for a protein of 397 amino acids. Lineage: Eukaryota; Metazoa; Nematoda; Chromadorea; Rhabditida; Rhabditidae. The transcript has 9 exons. The record is from RefSeq and is marked reviewed.
AGAAUGGACAAUUCAUUAAUGCAAAUGAGACAUGCAGCCGACAGUUGGUCCACUUCAGAAGUCAGAUCUCUUGUACACAAACAUAUGUGGACAAUUCGUGGCUUCUCUCAACUAGAAUGCAGAUAUUUGGAGACGAGCGCCAAGAUUAAGGAUAUUACUAAAGAUGAAAGUGGGUUGCAGGUUCCCUUGACACACCAACCGUCGAGCUCUGGAGGCCUUCCCGAACUUCCGGAUAUUACAUUCCGAAUACGAUUACAUCCACAAGGCAAUAAGGAAUCAAACAAAGAUUUCACGUUCUUCCAGUGUUUUACCAAUCAGGCGACUACUACAACUACACCGACGUUUCGAGCCAAAUUCAAGUUCACAGUAUUCAAUCAAAGAACUGAAGAAACUCCAACAACUGUUUAUUCAGGAACACAACAACUUCAUGGAUAUUUUGAAUAUAUUCGACGAGAAGUUCUGGUUGGUCAUGUUCAACCAGCUGAUGAUUUGAUUCUUUGUCUGACUAUUACGAUAACUUUUGACACUGUUACUAAAGCAGCUCAAAAUACUCGAUCAGUUCCCCCAGAACUACCAAUGCCGAGUGAUGUCACCAAAGAUCUGGAAAACUUAUAUCGCAGUGGAAAGCAUGCAGAUUUUACAUUAGUCGUUGAAGAACGUGAAUUAAAAGCUCACAAAGCAAUCCUAGCAGCUCGAUCUCCUGUUUUCGCUGCAAUGAUGGAACCACAUACAGCAGAAGCACAGAAUUCAAGAGCCAUCCUACGAGACAUUGAUUAUGAAGUUGUUCAGGCAAUUCUCUAUUACAUUUACACUGGAACCUGUACAAAUAUGGGUGGAAAUGCUUUAGAUAUAUUGGCUGCAGCUGAACGUUUCGCUUUACCAGGACUAAAAAAUAUUGCUGAAGUGGCAAUGAGAAACGGGCUGGCUACCGAGACAGUAUGUAAGAAUCUAGCGUUUGCUGAAAUGUAUGGUUUGGUUGACUUCAAGAAGGAAGCUAUCAAGUACAUCUGUAUGAAUGCAAAUGCUGUCAUAAAUUCUGAAGGAUUCUUGAGACUUUCAAGACAAAAUCCUGAUCUCAUUGUGGAUAUUAUGACUGUUUUGGUGAAUGAGCGACAUAAUUCACCGUCUUGCUUCAGUCUCGACGGAACAUUGGAGCCAGCCAGCAAACGAGCACGAAUGACGGAAACCAAUCUGUGACUCGAUAUGUAUACAAUUCCGCUGCCGACACCAUGUCGUACAAUACCAUGUCAUGUUUUUUAACCUCUCCUUAUUUUCAAACUUACAUUCAUAAUUAGGCUUCUGUGUUUUUUUUUUAAUAUUUAAAUAACCGUUUGCAUCUUAGAAAUCAUGAAUCUCAGCGGCUCUCCUCUACCCAACCCCCAUCCUCAGUUUGUGAGUCACGACGUUUCGACCUCUUUUUCAUUUUCUGCCCAUCUCAUGUCAAAUGUUUUUAUCACGUCGUCCAUAUUGUUGCUAGGACGGUUUCGUGCAAUUUCUCAAUUCAGAUUGUCAACCGUACGGUUCUAAAGCCCCCAUUGACUGAUGAGGUCUCCAUCCUUUUUUGUGACUUAUUCAUUAUCUCGUUUCGAAUUACCACAAAACUAGUGUCUUAAUUUUAAUUUCAACUGUCGCAAUCAUUCUCCCAAUCUCGGUUCGGUUUAAGGUACUUCAGCAUUCACUCAACAUUAUUACACUUUCCAGUUUCAUUUUAUGAAAUGUGAAAUAAAAUAUGUCAUUU